Gossypium raimondii (Peruvian cotton) is the source of this 2245-nucleotide messenger RNA. Its product is annotated as zinc finger protein GAI-ASSOCIATED FACTOR 1. The transcript is spliced from 3 exons. Gene Ontology annotation, cellular component: nucleus. The record is from RefSeq and is a predicted model, not a curated record. Gene Ontology annotation, molecular function: DNA-binding transcription factor activity. NCBI's taxonomy places the organism in Eukaryota, Viridiplantae, Streptophyta, Magnoliopsida, Malvales, Malvaceae. The coding region runs from base 243 to 1874 and encodes 543 amino acids.
GAUAUUUGUGGCAGCAGCUAAACCCCUUUUCUUUCACCCGAAAUCAAGGGAAGACUUCCCUGGGUUUUUGUCUUCCUCUACAUAGCACCACAUUCCUGAAUUUUUAUGUUCACCAAAAAAACAAGCCCCACUUUCAGUUACUGCUCCAGCACCAACAACAACAAAGAUCUAGAGCCAAGGAAAAAGGGAACCGACAAGCUUUGUGUUUUUAUCAAUACAUCUUCUACUACUCUCAGUUUCAAAUGUCAAAUAUGUCUGGUGAUGAUGAUGGAAGCUUCUCUUCGGGAGAGGAAGUCCAACAGCAGAAACAGCUGUUGCAAAACAACUUUGCUGCCUCUGGUUCAGGACCUUCUGCUGCUUCUAACAGUAAUAAUGGUUCACAGCAAGCUGUUAAGAAGAAGAGAAAUUUACCAGGAACUCCAGAUCCGAAUGCUGAAGUUAUUGCUUUAUCACCAACAACCCUUAUGGCAACAAAUCGAUUUGUAUGUGAGAUAUGCAACAAGGGGUUCCAAAGGGACCAAAACUUGCAAUUGCAUCGAAGAGGUCACAAUCUUCCAUGGAAGCUAAAGCAAAGGACAACCACUGAGGUCAAGAAACGAGUGUACAUAUGCCCGGAACCGACCUGCGUCCACCACAACCCGGCUCGUGCACUCGGAGACCUUACGGGGAUCAAGAAGCAUUUCAGCCGUAAGCAUGGUGAGAAGAAGUGGAAAUGCGACAAGUGCUCUAAGAAAUAUGCUGUGCAAUCUGAUUGGAAAGCUCAUCAAAAGACUUGUGGUACCAGGGAAUACAAAUGUGAUUGUGGAACCAUCUUUUCAAGGAGGGAUAGCUUUAUCACCCACAGGGCUUUCUGCGAUGCAUUAGCUGAAGAAAACAACAAGGUAAACCAAGGGCUAAUGAACAACAUGGGAUCAAACAUGCAAAACCAAAUGCCUGAGCUUAUAUCAUCAAUGCAAACGAGCAAUGGAAUAUCCGAUUUAGGCAACUUUGACCCGAAGUCCCCACUCAAAUCCCAUCCCCAAGAACUAGUGCCAAUGCCGUUUAUGUCCAUGAACAUGGGAGGAGGCAUGUUUUCAAGUAGCUCGAGCAGUCUAUUUGGCGGCCCGAGAAGUGUUUCCUCGGCCUCCUCUAGCCUGCAGCUUAGUUCAAAUAGCUCAUCUGGACUCAAUUAUUUGCAGGACAGCAAAAAUGGUUGCCCAAUCAUGUCGGCAACAGCCUUAUUACAGAAAGCAGCACAGAUGGGUGCAACUGCAAGUAAUAGUAUAAACUCACCCAUGAUGCAAAAAAGUUUUGCUAGUAGCAUGGCAGGCCCUGAGCAGACCAUUAGACCACCAUCAUUCGGUGGAAUUCAGCAGCAGAACACAUCUUACGAUCACUUCCCGUCCCAAACCGAUCAGACAAGCAUGGUUGGGAUCAGCGAGGCCGGAGGAUUCUCCAACCCGUUCAUGCAGAAAAGCCCCAGUGAAAUGGCCCAACUUUUCACAGCUGCCACCGGAAGCUCAGCAAUGAAUGAAAUGGGAAUGUUCACUAACAUGUUCAUUAACGGAGCUGACCGAAACCAAGUAGGCUUGAUGAAGAGCAUGGAACAGGAAGAUAGUGGUAGCUCUAGCUUGUUACAAGGAAGAACUCAGUUACCAGCAGCAAUGUUUGGAACAAGCAGUGGCAAUGGAGGAAGUAACAUGACGACCCUUGAUUUCAUGGGGAUUGGAGGGUCAAGGCCAAACAGUUUACAUGAGCAGCAGCAACAACAACAACAAAGAAUGGAACUGGAAGCAAUAAGCCAACAAAGACUGCCAAUGAUAAACCCUUUCCACCUGCAGCAACAGCUCUCACAUGGGGAUUCAGCUAUCGAAAAGCCUAUAUGGGAAGUUUAAGAGCUACAGGUUCUUAUUGAGAUGUUCUUGCUCGUUUAUGGUGACGACGCUGAGAUGGCCACAUUGGUUCCUUCACACCCGCUUUAUCCGUCGACAAACUAUGGGGCCUUGAAUUUUUCAGUUCAUUGAAUGAAUUAAGGAACCUAAUUUCUGCACUGUGAUAAAAAAAGAAAAAUAACCUGGUUUCUACCCAAAUUUUCUUAGAAGUUUGAAACAAACAACAAAUAUGAAGCACCUUUUGUUUUGUAAGCUAGUUACAGCACAGCCAGUUUGUAGUUUGUAGUUUGUACUGAGAAAAAGAAGAGCCGAUACAAGAGUCACUGUAAUCUUAAAAUAUUAUACGACUUGUUUGGACCUCUUGCCCUUGGAAA